Messenger RNA from Coccidioides immitis RS, 201 nucleotides. RefSeq lists its product as uncharacterized. The transcript is spliced from 2 exons. The record is from RefSeq and is a predicted model, not a curated record. Lineage: Eukaryota; Fungi; Ascomycota; Eurotiomycetes; Onygenales; Onygenaceae. The coding region runs from base 1 to 201 and encodes 66 amino acids.
AUGCAAAUUUCUGUGCAAUUGACAAUCUCCUCCCAUAAUAUGCUUCUCAAACUGAGUAAUGAUAUUUCUAGAAUCAUCCGCAUUGAUUGCACCAGUGUCCAGCACAUGAAGAAGGCAAUCUGGGCUCAGAAACACUGGCAACCAGACCAACAUUUCACCCCAUUCUAUCCACACAUCACCCUCCUCUCCUCAAUCAAUUAA